Molecule: messenger RNA, 2431 nt
Organism: Acinonyx jubatus (cheetah)
Lineage: Eukaryota; Metazoa; Chordata; Mammalia; Carnivora; Felidae
Exons: 7
Coding region: 1-1416 (471 amino acids)
Source: RefSeq, a predicted model, not a curated record
AUGGUUGAUCCAAUUUUGAAAGACAAAGAAGGUAGAGUAAUUAAGACAAUGUGGUAUCACAAUGACAUUGAUGGAAUUGCUGAUAGACCAAAGAAGAACGAACACAUAGCCGCGUGGCUAAAAGACUUGUACAAGAGCGUUCAUGGCAGCGUUAUGCCUAAAAGCCAAAACAUGGAAGCAAGCAUUGACAAGGGGAUGGAUAAACAUAUUGUGAUAUACUCAUGUAGCAAAAUAUUCAAAUCGCAAAAUGCUCAGUGUGAAAGAGAACUGGAUAAUGACACAUACAACGUUUCUCUCCCCUGUGCAAGUGUUUCCUCACGCCUUUCUUCUAAAAGAUCACGUGCUUUGCUCCGCUCACUAAAAUGUGAUGGAAGUGGCAAUGUGUUAGUUCUGAGCCUAAACCCUAAACACAUUCCUGCUUGUCUGGUGUGCCUCGACUAUCAGUUCCAUGAGAAUACAGACCAACUGGUUGAAGUGGGUGAGAAACACGUGGAACUCGCUGAACUGGCCUUGCAAAACUGCAGGGAUUAUGACCAAGUUCAGGCCAUUCAUCUCCCACAAUCUGCACACAGGUGUCGCACACCACACUACCCAGGGCCUGCCUUGGCUGGUGGCUCUUCUGGACAGCAGGGAACUUUGAGACCACUCCCCGAGGACCCAGGGCGCCCCAAGAGACAGCGGGUUGGAAGCCGGUACAGAGUGGACAGAAGUAGAGACGGCGGGAGCUGCGGGUGGCGGCAGCAGCGCCCAGGGUCCGUGGCCCUCGGGUCCUCUGGGCUGCGGGACGCAGAGACUUUCAGGAGGAGCGCGAGCGUCCCCCCUCCCCUCCUGCCUCCACGCGGGGCGCGCCGGGAUCGGGGGCAGGGGGGUGGUGGUGGUCCGAGAGCGCCCCCCUCUCCCACGCGGGCCUCGCGGGGCGGUGAGUCAAGGCCGGGAGCCGAGCCGCUCUCCCCGGCAGACCCGACCGAGGCGCGGGCGGCGGCGCGCAGGACGGGGAUCCGAGACGCGCUCCCGCCGCCCCAGCUGCGCCGCGCUCCCGGCCACAAGUUUGCCCCGCGUUGGCCAAGUUGCGAGUGGGGAGCCUCUCCGGGCUCCGGGGUGAGCGUCCGUCUUCUCGCUCGGGCUGGUCCGGGCAUGGCCGGGCCGGGAGCGUCGCCCCACGUCUGGGGGUGGCUGCUGCUCGGAGGUUGCCUUCUCGUCGGAGCCCAGGUCAUUUUAUUUUCAAAACAACACAUUGACUGUGAUGCUGAGCACAAUAUUUAUUGUGAAUGUCCACAAGUACUCACCAUCCCUGAGCCUCUUUCCUCAUGUGCAAUGGAAACCUUGAAAGAAUGGUGUCUGGAAGAAAUGAGACAACAGGUGCAAAAGCCAAAGCACGUCCAGUGUCUGUGCUCAAUGGGCAGCUGCUUCAUUUAGAGAGAGAGCCUUUCUCGUUAUACAUACUCAUCUAGGUACUUAAAAAGAAAAGGUGAAAGAUGAUUAAGACAUGUCCCCAGCUUUGGAAGAAUCCACAAUCUAGCAGAUGGGACAGAAAACCAAUCAGAGCAUUAGAGUAAAGCAGAUAAGUGCCAGGAGGGAGUGUAUAUACAAAGUGCUGUGGGGAUGUGGGACAGAAGAUUGCUUUAGCUUCAGGCAAAGUCAAAGAGGUUUUAAAGGAAUGAUGUUUCACAAAUCAAUGUGAUACAUCACAUUAAUAAAAGAAAAGAUAAGAACCAUAUGAUCCUGUCAAUCGAUGCAGAAAAAGCAUUUGACAAAAUUCAGCAUCCUUUCUUAAUAAAAACCCUCAAAAAAGUCGGGAUAGAAGGAACAUACUUAAACAUCAUAAAAGCCAUUUAUGAAAAGCCCACAGCUAAUAUCAUCCUCAGUGGGGAAAAACCUGAGAGCUUUCCCCCUGAGAUCAGGAACACGACAAGGAUGUCCACUCUCACCGCUGUUGUUUAACAUAGUGUUAGAAGUGCUAGCGUCAGCAAUCAGACAACAAAAGGAAAUCAAAGGCAUCAAAAUUGGCAAUGAUGAAGUCAAGCUUUCACUUUUUGCAGAUGACAUGAUAUUAUACAUGGAAAACCCGAUAGACUCCACCAAAAGUCUUCUAGAACGGAUACACGAAUUCAGCAAAGUCGCAGGAUACAAAAUCAAUGUACAGAAAUCAGUUGCAUUCUUAUACACUAAUAAUGAAGCAACAGAAAGACAAAUAAAGAAACUGAUCCCAUUCACAAUUGCACCAGGAAGCAUAAAAUACCUAGGAAUAAACUUAACCAAAGAUGUAAAAGAUCUGUAUGCUGAAAACUAUAGAAAGCUUAUGAAGGAAAUUGAAGAAGAUAUAAAGAAAUGGAAAAACAUUCCGUGCUCAUGGAUUGGAAGAAUAAAUAUUGUUAAAAUGUCAAUACUACCCAAAGCUAUCUACACAUUUAAUGCAAUCCCAAUCAAAAUU